AUGGAAAAGACAGCAGAAACUAAGAAACAUGACGAUCAUAUGGAAAAGAAGCAUAAGAAAGAAGAGAAGAACGAGGGAGAAGAUCAUAAGGAGGAAAAGGAGAAGAAGAAAGAUAAGGAAUAUAAGGAUAAGGAGGAUAAAGAAGAUGGUGGAAAGGAGAAGAAAAAGAACCCUGAAGAUAAGAAGAACCAUGAGAAAUUGAGGGCUAAGCUUGAAAAGAUAGAAUCCAAUAUACAGGAUUUAACCCAAAAGAAAGAAGAAGUUCUAAAACUCCUCGAAGAAGUAGUGAAAGCUGCUGCCGCUUCUACUGACAGACCAAGUGGCUGA
Messenger RNA from Durio zibethinus, 327 nucleotides. Lineage: Eukaryota; Viridiplantae; Streptophyta; Magnoliopsida; Malvales; Malvaceae. The record is from RefSeq and is a predicted model, not a curated record.